This is a messenger RNA of Filobasidium floriforme, 5196 nucleotides long. RefSeq names its product guanine nucleotide exchange factor in Golgi transport N-terminal-domain-containing protein. The annotation marks the transcript as partial. The transcript is spliced from 10 exons. The record is from RefSeq and is a predicted model, not a curated record. NCBI's taxonomy places the organism in Eukaryota, Fungi, Basidiomycota, Tremellomycetes, Filobasidiales, Filobasidiaceae.
UUGCUGGUAAACGAGCUCCAGUCUCUCGUUACCGAGACUAAACGGAAGUACCCCGAUGUGAAAGAGGCGGCCGAGAGAGCCCUGUUAGUACUCAAGACGACGGAUGCAACUAACACCUCCAUAAUGUUCACAGAUGCGCGACAGGUGUUACUGUCUCCCGUUUUGGGAGGAUGUAAGACGAAGGUGGCAAAGAUCGUUGCAAUUUCUAUCGGAGCUCUGCAGCGACUCGUCAGUCUGCAGACCGUGGGAGGUGCCGCGGUUCCGGCCCUUUUGCAAACGUUACUCCUGGCGGUCAAUCAAGGGGUUGAGAUACAGCUUCGUGUCAUCCAGACUCUCUUACUUAUGAUGACAUAUUGUCCGGAUAUUCAUCAAGACGUUCUGGGAGAGCUGCUCGCCCUGUAUUUCAAGCUUCAGGACUCUAAAACUUCGGUGGUCUCGAGCACGGCCUCGGCUUCGCUACGUCAGGCUGUGGUCAUGGUUUUCGAAAGAGUUCACGACGAGAGACCAAGCGAUGUCUCGCAAGGAAUCGCCGUGACGCUACCCGAUGGCAACAAAGCGGAACUCAACCGAAACGAGUGGGAUGCCUAUUACCUCUUCGACGACUUAUGCACCCUGACCAACAGAUCAGUGAAUCAAAGCAGCAAGCUUAAAAUCGAAGGGCCACGCCUUUUGAAGAUAUCGUCAAUCACCGCCACUUUUGGUCUCGAGCUGAUCGAGAGUACUCUAAGUGGUUUUGCCAAUGGUUUCCGUAGCCAAACGGAGCUGAUCUCGCUCCUCCGAACCAAAUUAUCCCCGCUGCUGGAGUCUAUCCUCAUAGAACGAGCCGCUUUCCCUGUGAUGCUACGCGCCGUACGAGUAGUUUUUCUGCUCUUGCGGUACUUCUACGAGCAGAUACCUACACAAGCCAAGACAUUCUGGCGUAUGUUGAUCCGCGGAGCUUGCAACGAGGCGAAUCUUUCCGUCGGGCACGAUCACGCCGGUCGGAAGGUUCUCUCUGCGGCGCCACCGCUAUGGCUACGCGCUAUGCUAUUGGAGGUUUUGAAAGCACUAUGCCGCGAUACAUCACUACUGCACGCUGUUUGGCAAACCUUUGAUGAGGACGGAGAUGAUAAAUCAUCCAUCUAUGGCGAUCUGGUUUCUGCCAUACGCCAGAUCAUCUCGGAGAAACCCGGAGAGCUCGGAAUCGACGAGACGAUGCAGGGCCUUGGGAUCUCACACUUGGCGGUAGAUCACUCCGGUAGGCAAGGGGGAUAUCUCGAUAUGGGGUUGAACGCUGUCUCUUCCGCUGCGACGGCUGGGGUGUCCACGGUAUCGGCAAUGAUCGGUACAGAGGGUGAGGGAAGGCUUGACGCAACGUGCGGAGUCAAAGUACAAUGUAUCGAACAGCACGACAAGAUAGACCCUAAUCCUAUCCCGGAGCGGUAUCCUUACCUGCUUGCACUGGACAUGCUGGUCGAAAUUACGGACGGCCUGGCGGCCAACCUCUAUACGGAUCAAGGGUUACCCUCGAGCAAGACUACAAUCAAAGAUGGACAUCCCGUCGUUGACUUGUCGGAAACUCUACCUGACGAUGGAUCGCCGUCCCCAACAAAGCCGAUGCUCGCAAUCGCUUGGCCCGCGCUCUUGGCAAGUCUGUCAUUCGUGAUCACGACGAACAUCUCGGAUGAACUGUUUGAUCGAGUACUGAAGACCAUCAAGACUCUGAUCGCGGUCUCUGAUGGUUCGGGUCUCAUCACCUGUCGAGAUGCGUUUUUGAACACUCUCUCACGCUUUGCUGUCCCGGCAGCCGUUGUCAAAGCCUCGCAGGUCUACACGGAGAUGCCUGCCACACCGGGCUUGACAGGUAGCGAAGGUUUCAAGGCCGCUCCCAGCUCGACCUCGUCAUCAAAGGCCCCGGCCCUCUCGGAACGGAACUUGUCCUGCUUGACCGCUCUCAUUGAGGUGGUCCAUGAGCGUGGUGACACCUUGAAUAUGGCAUGGCACGACAUUCUUGAGACCAUUCAUAACGCCAAUUUCGUGCUAGGCAAACAAGCAGGCUCGAAACGGGUGGUCCGAUCCAUGCAAGACGGUCUGUCAGGCUCGCCACGUUUCAGUACCUCAUCGACACGUCCGAAUACCACCGCUCCUCAGCCUUCUCAAGCUUUGCUCGAAGCUGAACCGAGCAGUGUGCAAGGGAGCGUUUGUCUUCUUAUGACAACAACUAGUCGUCUAAGUGACUCUAGUUACUAUUACCUCGUGUCUGCAUUAUGCAAACUGAGCGGAGAGACCAUAGGACUUGACAAAUCGCAAGAGGGCGAUGGACAAGACGAUGUGAAAACGCCUGUAUCGCCGAGCAAGCGUCCAUCAGCUAUGGAAGGAGCACUGCGCCGUCGGACUAGCGGGCUGUCGGUCUCCCAGACUAUCAGGCAGGGAGAGAAAUCAUUCGCUCUGAUGAUGCUGGACGUAACGGCAUCUACCAAUGUGGAGCGAAUCAUGACGCAGUCGCCGCAAAAUGCUUGGGAUAUCAUCAUCACGCAUGUGAUCGACAUUGCCCAGUACACGCCAACGUCGGCUGUGAUUCGUAUGCAAGCGGCAGAAGUACUGGGUAACAUUCUCGGCUUGGCAACAACGAGCUUGGAAAUACUGGACGCUGUUCAGCAGUCAGUGGCGCAAUCACGCAUCUUCGAAGCGUUGAUCAGACAGGUCCGACCGCCCUCAAAUGGACAGCAGAAUGCGACCGAUCUGGAGAUCCGGACUCGCGGCCUAACGACGCUUUCCGCCAUCUUAGAGUCAUCUGGUCAUACUAUUGCCUCGGUCUGGCCGUCUGUCUUUCGCAUAGUCGAUAGCGUAUUCGAAAGCACACAGGCGGUCCUUGCUUCGGGCAGCAGUCAAGCCAGCAAAGCUCAGACCAACCUCAUACGUACCGCCUACCCAUCGCUCAAUUUGGCAUGCUCCGAUUACCUUUCGACCUUUGAUGCGAACAUCGCUCAACACUGUCUCGAUUCGCUUUGUAACUUCGCCGGACAGCAUUUUGACAUGAACAUAGCUCUGUCGUCAAUCGGAUCGAUCUGGAAUCUCAUGGACGCCUUUCAAAGUGGUCUGAUUGAAAUCUCGUCCUCGGAUCAAGAUCGACUAUGGUUGCGUAGUUUAAACGGCAUGCUGCGUCUGACGGCGAGCAGAAGGAGCGAGGUCCGAGCGAGCGCAGUUCAAACGAUGUUCCGCUCCCUGGAAACGCAUGGAGCGCAUUUGUCAAACGAAACUUGGGAAGCCGUAACGACGGGGGUGCUUUUGCCACUUUUAAGCGGAAUGCUCCCUUCACGAGAUGCAAGUUCGGAUACCGACAACGAGACUGAUCAAAUCGAUGAAGAACGUGAUCAGGCCGAAGACAUCGAUAACUCCCACGCGCUCGCCCUCAAAUCCGUUGGAACAAUUUAUGAGACGUACACUGCGCAAAUCUCAGCAGGUUCCAAUUUCGAGGUAAUGGUGGAAAAGGUGGCUGCAGUAACCACUCGAGCUUGUGUUCAUGGGGGACCCAAGACUUGCUCCGCUGCGUUACAACUCUGUCAAAAACUAGUCAAGGCUUACGUCGCAAACUUGAAAGAGACUCGUUUCGUGUCAAUCAUUUGGUCUGCCCUCGAAGGAGUCCGUGACAACCUGGAACAAGAUCAACUUGCUACUAUGGCCGGCCGGUAUAGCCUCACGCAAGACAACUUGUUGGAGUACAUGCGGCUCAUCGGAGUCGUGAUCGACGCGACGGGUGAGCACAUCGGGGAAUCUCAAACAGAAUUCCUUCUCCGAGCUAGUCGCUCUGCCGUCACAUAUACACGCAGUCCGACAUACCCGUUGGACGUCGAUGCUCCCUCGCCACUUCAACAAUCGGGUCUUGACCUUCUUGCUCGGCCGGAGCUAGACGGUCGAUGCUCGAUCGGGUCGGUCAUCUCAGUCCUAGCGGAGUAUAUUACCUUGGCCUUCGUUGGUGGCUUUGACUAUGUCGACACAUCGAUGCCUGGAGCCAAACGAUCAAUCACCAAGAAAGUCUCUUAUGUCGGUCUCGCCAAGGCGUCCAUGGCGUUGACUUCGACGUACCUGAAAGAACGUUCGCGAUUACUGGCAGCUGCGAUCAAGGAUGGAGCAAUAGAGCGACUCAUCGGCGCCUUGUCUUUGCCCAUCAAGCUCAGACUAGACUGCCCUUCAGCCAACAAAUUUGGGAAAGAUCCGGCCUUGUGGAGGACCGCUACGCUGGCUUUUGUCGAGGUGAUCAAGCAGACGAUCCCUUUGCUAGAGUCAACUUCCUCGGACCUCAUGGGUGAGAAGUGGGAUUCCCUUUGGCAGCAGAUUGCGGCAACCUUCCGGUCCAUCCUCUUGGUCGACGAUUCUUAUAUGAGCGAGAUGAACUGGGAAGAAGCCGAGCAGGAAGAGCUAUACGACAUCCCCGCGAUCGAUCUUCUCGAGUCUUCGGUCAUGCCGCUGUCAGGUCACUCGAACGUGGACAAUGUCAUCUUGGAACAGCUCGCAGACACGAUCUAUCAAGCGAGUAUACUGUACACUCCGUACAACGGAAUUACAUCACAGAAAGACGAGACCGAGCUCGGCCGGGAAACUUCCGUGACACCUUUGCCAAGAGAAGGGUUACGAUAUCGUUGCCUCGGGCUGUUGUUUUCGAGCGCUGGGAAAGAUAGCGGCGAUUCGAUAACCGAAGACAGGCGGAGACGGACCGCUGCGGCAGUACUACCGUUGCUUCUCAGUCGAUGCAAAUUCGUCCUGACGGGCUAUUUGGCAUCCGCAUCGCUGCGAGGGAGUUAUCCUUUUGAGCGGGUCAGGGAAGAAGAGCUGGCCUAUGUCCUCCAGCGGCUACUCGAUCUGCAAUUAUGGCCCGGAUCAUUCAACGCCAUGCAAGCGAGCGGUAAGCUCGAACCUUGUACGCUUGACACGCAAACGCCCGAAACGCAAACCAACGUCAUAGGCGAGGCUCUCCGGCAGUCAUCCCGGGCGCACCUGUUUCACCUGUACCCGAUCCUGCUUGAACUCGUCGCCUCGCCACUUCGACUUCCGGUCGUCUCGGUUCGGGACACGGACGUCCUAUGGCAGUCGAUGACCACAGAAAGGGACACCGCCAGCAACGUGACUGACGGGUCGAAGCGAAACGUAAUCGAUCUGGACGUGAGGAAAUUGGCACGGGCAUGUCUGGAUGUACUAGGCAAGGAGAUGGGUCUUUGA